Acanthamoeba castellanii str. Neff is the source of this 249-nucleotide messenger RNA. RefSeq lists its product as uncharacterized. The coding region runs from base 1 to 249 and encodes 82 amino acids. NCBI's taxonomy places the organism in Eukaryota, Discosea, Longamoebia, Acanthamoebidae. The transcript is spliced from 3 exons. The record is from RefSeq and is a predicted model, not a curated record.
AUGAAGUUCUCCGCUGCCCUGUUGCUGCUCGCCUGCCUGUGCUUCACCGCCACCGUUCUGGCUUCUGAUGACCUGGACAAGAGAGGAGACGGAACCGUCGUGGUGCCCCAGACCGUAGUGGCUGCUCCUGCUGUCCAAACGGCUCAGCUCACACCACCCGCCCAAACUCUGCAGGUGCCCCAGAAGCAGGUCAUUGUAGCCGCGACCAGCUCGGCCUCAUCGCUGGCGCCUUUCCACCUGGCCUGGUGA